Molecule: messenger RNA, 1104 nt
Organism: Bolinopsis microptera
Lineage: Eukaryota; Metazoa; Ctenophora; Tentaculata; Lobata; Bolinopsidae
Product: DNA topoisomerase 3-beta-1-like
Exons: 3
Coding region: 37-1089 (350 amino acids)
Biological process (GO): DNA topological change
Cellular component (GO): nucleus
Molecular function (GO): DNA binding; DNA topoisomerase type I (single strand cut, ATP-independent) activity
Source: RefSeq, a predicted model, not a curated record
CCAGGCUAUCUGACUGAGUCUGAACUGAUCACUCUGAUGGAGAAACAUGGUAUUGGAACUGAUGCUAGUAUUCCAGUUCACAUCAAUAAUAUAUGUGUAAGGAACUUUGUAACGAUAGCAUCAGGACGCCGGCUGAUUCCAAACACACUAGGUAUCUUGCUGGUGCACGGCUAUCAGCGCAUUGACCCUGACCUUGUUAAACCUUCUAUGAGAUCUGAGAUUGAGAAACAAUUCGAUCUGAUAGCUUAUGGUAAAGCUAACUUUGACAUAGUGUUAGCUCACGCUGUGUCGACAUUUCAAGCAAAGUACAAAUACUUUGUGGAGAACACCGAGUAUAUGGACCAGCUAUUUGAACUGAGUUUUACAAAACUUUCUGAAACUGGAAAAUCGCUGAGCAAGUGUGGUCUCUGUACUCGCUACAUGAAACUUAUCAGUCAGAAGCCUAUGAGGCUGCACUGCAAGAACUGCGAGGCAACCUACAAGUUACCCCAAGGAGGCAGCAUCAAGUUGUACCAAGGUAACGUUUGUCCACUGGACCAGUUCGAGCUGGUGGUGUACAACGCUGGAGGUAAAUCCUUCAUCUUGUGUCCGUAUUGUUACAAUUUCCCUGAGAUUGAGGAUAUGGGUAAUAACUCUGGGUGUAACAAGUGUCCGCACCCCACGUGCCUUAAUGCUGCUCCACAGACCUCUGUAACAUCAUGUCAGACUUGUGAUGAGGGAGAUCUGGUUCUGGAUCCUAACUCAGGUCCAGCGUGGCGUAUGAGUUGUAACGAGUUGAAAUGUACGUGUGUAGUUAAAAUAUUCACAGGAGCUGUUCGUGUAGCGGUAUCUCCGGACAAUGAUUGCGAUACUUGCGGUACUUCCAUCCUUACUGUCGAGUUCAACCCAGAGAAAACACCAUUCAAGGAGGGAGUCUCUAAAAUAAUGGGGUGUGUAAUUUGUCACGUAGAACUGUCCCCACUGGUUGAACUGUCCAGACAACAGUUUAAACGGAGGAGAAGAGGGCGUGGUCGAGGAGGAAAGGGGCGUGGUCGGGGAGGGAGGAAACCUAGGACUAAGGAUGAGGCACUGGAUCAAUAUUUCGUCUGAGGAGGAAUGUAAUGU